AUGCUCUCCUCCAAGCCUCGCCGGAAAGUUGUUCCGGCGGAUGACGAAGACUCCUCGGAUAAACUGGACCAGCUCCUCCUCUCCUCCGCCAUCAGCAACAACGAGGACUUAGGCCCCUUCAUCCGUAAGGCCUUCGCUUCCGGCAAGCCGGAGAGCCUUCACCACCACCUCCGGAACUUCGCUCGCUCCAAAGAAUCGGAGAUUGAAGAGGUCUGCAAGGCGCACUACCAGGAAUUCAUCCUCGCCGUGGACGACCUCCGAUCCCUCCUCUCCGACGUCGACGACCUGAAGUCAUCUCUCUCCGACUCCAACUCCAAGCUUCAGUCCGUCUCUCGCCCUCUGCUCUCAUCCCUCGACGCCUUCGUGGAAGCGCGAAACGUUUCGGAGAACGCGAACCUCGCAAUGGAAUCGAUCCGAAACUGCAUUCGGUUGGUGGAGGUUUGCACCAGAGCCAACCGCCACCUGUCCGUUGACAACUUAUACAUGGCGUUGAAGUGUGUGGACGCGAUCGAGAGUGAGUAUCUGGACAAAACGACGUCGUCGACGCUGAAGAGAAUGGUGGAGAAGAAGACACCGGAGAUUCGGGCGCACAUAGAGAGGAAGGUGAACAAGGAGUUCGGUGACUGGUUAGUUGAGAUCCGAGUUGUGAGUCGCAAUCUGGGUCAACUCGCCAUCGCUCAGGCCUCGUUGGCGAGGCAGAGAGAGGAGGAUCUCAGAAUCAAGCAGCGGCAAGCAGAGGAACAAAGCCGGCUUAGUGUGAGGGACUGCGUUUAUACGUUGCAGGAAGAGGAAGAAGAAGAGGAAGAUGUGGACGCCGGCGGUAGCGGGAUUGGAGAGGAUGGUAAUGGCGGCGGUGGAGGAUUUGAUUUGACUCCGUUGUAUAGGGCUUACCAUAUACACCAGACGUUAGGGUUUGAGGAUCGGUUUAAGCGGUAUUAUUUCGAGAACCGGAAGCUUCAAUUGACAUCGGAUUUUCAGGUAUCUUCGAUGACGCCUUUUCUUGAGUCCCAUCAAACUUUCUUUGCACAGAUUGCGGGUUUCUUUAUAGUGGAGGAUCGUGUUUUGAGGACUGGUGGCGGUUUGAUAUCGAAAAUGGAAGUUGAGAGUUUGUGGGAAACUGCAGUUAGCAAAAUGUGUUCUGUGCUUGAGGAUCAGUUCUCCAGGAUGCAAACUGCUAAUCAUCUCUUGCUUAUUAAGGACUAUGUGAGUCUAUUGGGAGUCAACCUGCGAAGAUAUGGGUACCCCAUUGAUGCCUUGCUUCAUGUUUUGAUCAAGCAUAGGGAUAAAUACCAUGAACUGCUGUUGUCGGAUUGUAGGAAGCAGAUUGCUGAGGCACUCGCUGCUGAUAAGUUUGAGCAGAUGUUGAUGAAGAAAGAGUAUGAGUAUUCCAUGAAUGUGCUUUCUUUUCAAAUACAAGCCUCGGAUAUCAUACCGGCUUUUCCUUAUGUAGCACCAUUUUCAUCAACUGUGCCAGAUUGUUGCCGCAUUGUGCGGUCUUUCGUUGAGGAUUCUGUGAGCUUCAUGUCAUAUGGGGGGCAUCUAGAGUUCUAUGAAGUUGUUAAGAAAUAUUUAGACAGGCUUUUGAGCGAGGUUCUGGAUGGGGCUUUGUUGAAGCUUAUUAGUACUUCAGUUCACGGUGUCUUCCAGGCAAUGCAAGUAGCAGCAAAUAUGGCUGUAUUGGAGCGUGCAUGUGAUUUUUUCUUUAGACAUGCCGCACAGCUUUCUGGGGUUCCCUUGAGAAUGGUGGAGAGAAGCAGGAGGCAGUUCCCUCUGAGCAAAGCUCGUGAUGCUGCAGAAGAGAUGCUCUGUGGAUUACUUAAGGCCAAGAUUGAUGGAUUCAUGACCUUGAUUGAAAAUGUAAACUGGAUGGCCGAUGACCCACCUCAGAUUGGAAAUGAAUAUGUAAAUGAGGUGAAACUUUAUUUGGAAACUUUGGUUUCAACUGCUCAACAAAUAUUGCCAGCGCCUGUCCUUAAAAGAGUUCUAAAGGAUGUUCUUUCUCACAUAUCAGAGAAGAUAGUUGGGGCUUUACUAAGUGAUUCUGUUAAGAGGUUCAAUGUGAAUGCCAUUACUGGAAUCGAUGUGGAUAUUCGGCUCUUAGAAUCAUUUGCUGAUAAUCAGGGUCCCCUUUUUUCUGAUGGGGAUAUUGAUCAGUUGAAAACAGCAUUUGCUGAGUCAAGGCAGCUAAUUAAUUUGCUAUUAAGCAAUCAUCCAGAGAACUUCCUGAAUCCGGUGAUCAGGGAGAGGAGUUACAAUACUUUGGACUACCGGAAAGUAGUGGCUAUUUUAGAAAAGUUGCGGGAUCCUUCAGAUCGGCUAUUUGGUACUUUUGGUAGUCGUGGAGCCAGGCAGAAUCCAAAAAAGAAAUCACUGGAUACAUUGAUAAAAAGACUGAGGGAUGUUAGCUGAUCGAGCUUAAAGCUGUAUGUAAGAUAAUUUUAUUUUAUUGUUUUCUUUUUAGUUUUGUUGAUAAAAUUAUUUGGUUAAGUUCAG
This is a messenger RNA of Gastrolobium bilobum, 2493 nucleotides long. Its product is annotated as exocyst complex component SEC15B-like. Bases 1 to 2409 code for a protein of 802 amino acids. The record is from RefSeq and is a predicted model, not a curated record. The transcript has a single exon. Lineage: Eukaryota; Viridiplantae; Streptophyta; Magnoliopsida; Fabales; Fabaceae. Gene Ontology annotation, cellular component: exocyst; membrane. Gene Ontology annotation, biological process: Golgi to plasma membrane transport; exocytosis; intracellular protein transport.